This is a messenger RNA of Xyrauchen texanus (razorback sucker), 1062 nucleotides long. Its product is annotated as trace amine-associated receptor 13c-like. Gene Ontology annotation, biological process: G protein-coupled receptor signaling pathway. Gene Ontology annotation, cellular component: membrane. Gene Ontology annotation, molecular function: trace-amine receptor activity. The transcript has a single exon. The record is from RefSeq and is a predicted model, not a curated record. The coding region runs from base 49 to 1062 and encodes 337 amino acids. NCBI's taxonomy places the organism in Eukaryota, Metazoa, Chordata, Actinopteri, Cypriniformes, Catostomidae.
GCUCAAGAAGGAGAGCAGAACAAAUUCCUAACAGGUGGAAGCUUGCCCAUGGCCAAUGAGACUGUGGAUCAUGAGACUCAAUACUGCUUUCCUGCUAUUAACUCAUCAUGCAUCAAGGGAAAACACUUCAGGCAUGAAUACUAUGUCAUUUAUAUGUCUUUAUCACUGCUGUCAGCAUGGACUGCGUUUCUGAACUUGCUUGUGAUCAUCUCCAUCUCUCACUUCAAGAAGCUCCACACUCCAACCAACCUGCUCAUUCUCUCUCUGGCUGUAGCCGACAUGCUUGUUGGACUUAUUGUCAUGCCAAUGGAUGGCAUCAGGCUGAUUGAGACCUGUUGGUACUUUGGAGACACUGCUUGUGGCUUGUUUUUGAUUACUAUUAGUUCACUCCUCUCUGUGUCUCUUUGUAAUUUAGUUUUCAUUGCUGUUGAUCGUUAUAUGGCUGUGUGUCACCCUUUGCUGUACCCACAAAAAAUAACCACAACUAAAACUGUACUGAUCAUCUGUCAUGGCUGGUGUUGUUCUAUAAUGUACAACAUUGCUCUUACAGUAAGUAAUGGAUUUUUUGAACCUUUACAUAGAAAAGAUGUUUGUAAUGGGGCAUGCACUAUUAUAAUUAGUUUUGCAUGGACAGUCACUGAUUUAUUUGUUUCCUUUCUGUUUCCGUGUAUUCUGAUCACAGCUUUAUAUUUGAGGAUAUUUUAUAUUGCACAACAGCAAGUGAAAGUUAUCAACUCUAUUAUAAAUAGUGGAAAAAGUGUAACAGAAGUUUCUGUGAAAAGGAAAUCAGAGAGGAAGGCUGCUCUAACAUUAGGAAUCAUUGUGACAGUUUAUCUGUUUUCCUGGAUCCCAUACUAUAUCUGUUCUUUUACAGGGAACACAAACACAUCCUCAGCUACAUUAAAUGCUCUAUUAUGGACCAUGCAUAUUAAUUCUGGUCUCAAUCCUCUUAUCUAUGCUUUGUUUUACCCUUGGUUUAGAAAAUCAGUUAAACAAAUCUUAACUCUUAGAAUAUUUCGACCAGAAUCCUCUAUGACCUACUUUACAGAUUAUCAUUCAUAA